Bathycoccus prasinos is the source of this 660-nucleotide messenger RNA. Its product is annotated as zinc finger protein (LSD1). The transcript has a single exon. The record is from RefSeq and is a predicted model, not a curated record. The coding region runs from base 1 to 660 and encodes 219 amino acids. NCBI's taxonomy places the organism in Eukaryota, Viridiplantae, Chlorophyta, Mamiellophyceae, Mamiellales, Bathycoccaceae.
AUGCCGAGAAUCACGUGCACGGGCACUCCGCAACAGCGAGGGUGCGGCACGGUGUUAGUGCACCCACCGUCGGCGCAGUUCGUGCGAUGCGCGGUGUGUUCCGCGAUUACCGCGUGCGCUGCUGCAUCAUCAUCGUCAGCAUCGGGAGGCAACCCCCUCUCGUCGUCCUCGUCGAACGCUGGGGGUGGUUUUGUUCGAAACAACCGAGGAGGAGGCGCGAACGCGCGAGAAAUGGCCGCCAUCCACUGUCAGGGGUGCACGGUUCGAUUGAUGUUCCAUCUUGGCGCGACGCAAGUGCAGUGCGCGUUGUGUCACACCAUAAAUAGAGUCGCCUCAAACAACAACAACGGGAACGGUGGUGGUGGGCACGUUGAAAGGCAGGACGUUUCGCACUGUCGCUGUCGCGGGUGCGGGGUGACGCUGAUGUACACGAGAGGCGCGACGAGCGUGAGUUGCGGGGCGUGUCACGUGGUGACGAAUACAGCUGGUAUAGCCGCGGAAGGAGGAGGAGUGAAUAGCACGGCGAGUAAGAGUAGCGUGGGAGAAGAGGAGAGAGAGUUGGUGGUGGUGGAGAACCCGCCGGUGAAGUUGCGAGACGGAAGAGUCGUGCCGAACGUGAGCGUGGCGGUGGAGAUUCAUAACGUUAACGAUACAAAGUAG